UCAAAGCAAUCGAAACCACAAUCAUAUUAUUUUUCUCUAUUUGAUCAGAAAAAUCUCAAAGCUUCUCUGUUUCAUUUUUAAUUAUCCAACGCUUUGCCUGUUUUUUUUUCCAGUUUUCUUCUUUCAGUAAAUCUGCAUUUCAAUUUUUUUUUUUUAAUUCAUUUUGGCAGUAUAAUUCUUAUCUAGAUUACCCUAAUAUCAAUCGUCAAUGGCUCCUCAAAUCAAAGAUGCGCACAUUGUAGAAAUCAAAGUAGACGAAGAGCACCAGAACAAACUCUUAUCUGCCAUGAGCACAAUCUCGACGGCAAUGCAUCAUCACCCACUAAUGGAAAUCUCCGAGAGCCCCGGCCAUCUCUUGCUUCUCAAGCUCUGGCAAAGAGAAGAGGACCUUUUUGGCCGGCGCAUCGCUCUCAAACAAACUAGAUUGGACUCGAUAAAAAGAGAGCUUUUUCAGCUGUGCUGUUUCUUCUUUAUCUUUCAUGGGUUUUUCUUUACCAUUUUGUUUACCUCUUCGGUUAACUCCCAAGAGGAGCAUAAACAGACUUGCAAGAAAUGGUGGAUACCUGGUCUAUUAUCUGUCUCUACCUCGCUUGUCCUUGUGUUCUUCGUCCAGGUGAAACUUUGCAGGUAUUGGAAGGUGUCGAGGCAGUUGCAGAGGGAGAGAAACGAUGGGCGAUCGCUCACGAGGUGCAUUCAGGAACUAAGGAUGAAAGGAGCUAGCUUUGAUUUGUCGAAGGAGCCACAGAGUGGGAAGAGGAUGAAAAGCUCGAGCGUGGAGAUAAAAUGGAAGCCGAUUAAUUGGUGUUCUCGGAAUCUGGUGACCUUAGCUCUUGUUUGCUUUGCAGGUUUGGGGCUUCCGGCUAGCAAGCUCAUCCUCUGCGGCUUCUGAUCGUGGGAAUUGUUUAAUUUAGUGGUCUUCUCUGUCACAGCGUCACGGUUUGGGGCUUCCGGCUAGCAAGCUCAUCCUCUGCGGCUUCUGAAUUCUGAUCGUGGGAAUUGUUUAAUUUAGUGGUCUUCUCUGUCACAGCGUCACGUUUAUGCAGACGGGUGAUCUUGAAGAAUGUAACGCGAAAUAGGUUGAAUUUGACAGCAUCAAAGGUAAAAGAAACAGUCAUCUCGCCCUCGAUAACUUUCAAAUGCGAAACUGCUCCCGUUACAGUACAUAUAUAUUUGGCUGGCCUCUUCUGCAGUAGUUUCGAACAUUUCGUCAAUGUUAGAAGAGAUGGGUGGGUAAUGGCAGAAAUUGAUCUCUUCCAGGGGAUGAAGCAUCUUCGGUCCGAUCGAUAAUUAUGUUUCUACACUCGCUAGAACAAGCAAUUUACGCAAGCGUUGGAGGUUGUGAUUACGUGUCGGCUGAAAAUUGGAAGAAAUUUAUUGGAUUUUUCCCAUCUCUGAUCUGAACUUGGGCUUCCAGUUUUUUACACGAGAGAUGCCUGAUUGUGGGAGUAGGGAGGAUAUAUUUAUUUAUUUGCAAGUGGUAGAAGCAAAUUCAAAAGACCUUGUUUCGAUCGUUUGCCCUGAUCGCUGGAUUCUUUCUAAUACUAGUUUGGUUUGAAUAAGUAAAAAGGAAAAAAUGGCAGCACAUAGGAUAGGAGGAUCUGAUCUUGGCUCCCUCCCAAUGAAGAAGCAACACUGCCUGUGUUGUGUUCUUACUUGUUCUUACUGUAAAAGCUUGUAAAAUAUAUAUUGACUAAAUGAUUUGAGAAAUAUUUGAGCUCA
Juglans regia (Persian walnut) is the source of this 1719-nucleotide messenger RNA. RefSeq lists its product as uncharacterized. The transcript has 3 exons. The coding region runs from base 209 to 889 and encodes 226 amino acids. The record is from RefSeq and is a predicted model, not a curated record. Lineage: Eukaryota; Viridiplantae; Streptophyta; Magnoliopsida; Fagales; Juglandaceae.